UAUUGAUUAAAUAUACUUCCACAGAAUUUAAAUUUACUUAAUUAUUAAAAACAAUGCAGUCACAAUCUUUCCAAUUACCAUUUCAUUAUCUCACAAAUUCGACCAAAUGUUUUUCAUAUUUCACAAAAAAAAAUAUAUUAAAGCGCGUGUGAACCAUAACCACGCGAUUGCCAGCUCAAAAACAAAUUCACAAAGAAGCGUACACGACACGCGCUACGACUGAGUGUAAGGAUUCUCAUAAACUGCUCUAUUUUAUUUUGCUCAGUCGCAGACAAAUCUCAAAACAGAUUCGAUCGAUAAGCAAGAACUUCCAAUCUCUAAUGGCAGAUCAAACAGAAUCUCCAAGAUCGUAUCAUAUCUUCAUCACAAUCAUGAGUAAAAGACGGACAUGGGUUUGUCUCUUCAUCGCUGUCUACGCAAUUCUCGUAUCUUCUUCAUGGAACCUCCUGAGAUCAGUUCUUAACUGGUACAAGCUUCAAUACACGUCAUCAAAUUCAGAUUAUUCUCCUUCAAGAUUACCGGCGGUAUACGCGUCGGUGGUGCUCGGUGCGAUGUUUGGAGCUAUGUCGAUGGUGGCUGCUAUGACGGUGGCGGUUCCGGCGGUGAUGGUGAUUUGGAUAUCGGUGGUGGUGUUGCUUGCCUUCUUUGGGAAAUCAAGAAGAGUUUUAGUGGUUGAAGGAAGGAAGAUUACGAGAGAAGUUGUCGGAUUUGUGUUUAAGGUUCUUUUGAAAGAAGGCAAUGUUGUUGCUGCUUUUUGUGCUGUUUUAGCUUAUUUUCUGCUUAUUAGAAGAGAUUUUGACUCAUAUUAAGGUUCUUGAUUUUUAGAUUAUUUAGGGAAUUUUGAUCUAGAUUAUCUUGAGUCACUCCCGAAUGUAAAUGUAAAGUUAAUUUAGAAAAUCAAUUGUUAGUAGUAGAAUGAAGAAGUUCAUGAUGCAUUGGCUCAAUUUUUUUUGUUUGUGGUUAGAUAAUUUUUCUUGAUGACAGCAUUUAG
Arabidopsis thaliana (thale cress) is the source of this 991-nucleotide messenger RNA. RefSeq names its product pyrroline-5-carboxylate reductase. The record is from RefSeq and is marked reviewed. The transcript has a single exon. The coding region runs from base 321 to 809 and encodes 162 amino acids. NCBI's taxonomy places the organism in Eukaryota, Viridiplantae, Streptophyta, Magnoliopsida, Brassicales, Brassicaceae.